CUCAGGCAUUCACCCAGUAUUAUUUAAGGGCUUUCUCUCUAGGAAUCAUCUCUGCUCCGGUCUUGCUAGAGAUUAAGACACAGAGAAUUUUAAGGAAGCAGUUGGGAAAUUCUAUCCAAAAAUGUUUUGUUUUGUUAUUCUGUUUUUUGCUCUCUGUUAUUCUUCAUUUACUCAAAACACAGAUGAGUAUGAUGAUCUCUUCUUCCUGAAUUUUGAUAAUGAAAUAGAAAGUGUAAUUCCUGCAACUGAAGAAACCAUUUCAUGUGAUUGUCAGCGAGAACACACAGAAUGGGACAAGCUCUUCAUUAUGCUUGAGAAUUCCCAGAUGAAGGAAAACAUGCUGCUUGAGUCUCUGGAUGAAGUCCUUAAGGUGGAGCUGCAGAUGCUGAGAGUAGAAAUGCUGCAGUUUGUGAAAAACUUUGCUGGCACAUGCACCACAUAUCUCGAGAAAACAACCUCUCAGUUCUGGAGCCAAAUGGACCAGAUGAUAACAAAGGGGAGAGUUUCUGGAGGUAGGUCUGGGAUGCUUCAUGAGAUCAAGCAAGAAAAGAUUCUCCAAGACAUUCUGCAAUUAAACCAAAAUCUUUCCAACCGACUCAGCCAGCUUGAGCAUGUCUGGCAGUGGAGAGCUGAAGAGGGUGAUCAGCGGAGCCAUUCAUCAGAGGAAGGUAGAGUCGGCUACAUAAUGCAUGGAAGCAAUUUCAUGUUGAAGUCACUGUGGCAAGAGCUGCAGGAAACAAAAGCUGAACUAAAAGAAUCUCGGAAGAAGACCACGAAGCCUUCAUUACCAGCUGGUUGUGAAACAGUUAUUUUAUUCCCAAUGCGUUCUAAAAAGAUCUUCAUGAGUGUUCAUCCAACUGGUGAGAUGGCACUCUUCUCCUUCACUGCCUGCACAUGGGUUAAGGUAACUGAAGCGUUGGACAAAACUAUUGUAUUCUCAUAUGGAACAAAGAAUAAUCCCUAUGAAAUUCAGCUUUAUCUGAACUAUGACUCUGUGGUUCUCGCCGUAAAAAGUAAUUUCAACAAGAUAUCUGCCCCAAAGUUAAUUUCUUCUGGAGAGUGGACUCACAUCUGUAGUACUUGGGGUUCAGUCAAUGGAACUGUAUCUUUAUGGAUAAAUGGAAAGGUUGUGGUCACCUCUUCAGAAAUAGCUGAAGACCACAUCAUCCCAGAUGGUGGAAUUUUGCAGAUUGGCCAGGAAAAGAAUGGCUGCUGUGUUGGAGGCGGUUUCAAUGAAUCUUUAGCUUUUUCUGGAAAAAUAACUGGCUUUAAUAUUUGGGACCGAAUCCUCAGUGACAAAGAGAUAAUAAGACAAUCUGAAGAAGAUGCAUGUAAUAACCGGGGCAACAUAGUGGGCUGGGGAGUUACAGAGAUUCUGCCUCAUGGAGGGGCUCAGUAUGUUUUUAGCCCCUGAAUUAAUGUUCUUCAAAACUCUAUAUAAAAUCAAACCAAUAAACAGAACUUAUAAAAUCUGAAUAUAUAUACAUAUAUUUAGAAUUGGUCCAUGAUACAGUUUCCACAGGAAAAACAGAGGUAUAAACAACACUCAGAAGCCAGUUAUCUCUGCUUCACACAAGAAACUUUGAAUGAGGCUUCACAUGGCAAGAAGCCUUUGGAUGACUGCCAUGGCUACUACUAUAAGCCAAUAUCUCUGCUCUCCAGAUUCCGUAAAAAAGAACAGCGCUGUCAUAAAUGGGAGAUAGCUCUCCACAAAUGGUUAUAGCUGCUUUCAGAACAAGUGCUUGCUAAGCCAGUAAAAUGAAUUUUAUCCACAUGAAAUCUCAUUCAUAGAGAAAUCAUGUAUGUAGGACAUAAUUUAAAAUUGCUACCAUAAUGAAAGCUAAAAUAUACAUACAG
This is a messenger RNA of Protobothrops mucrosquamatus (brown spotted pit viper), 1857 nucleotides long. It is a transcript of the gene PTX3, whose product is annotated as pentraxin 3. Bases 122 to 1414 code for a protein of 430 amino acids. The record is from RefSeq and is a predicted model, not a curated record. Lineage: Eukaryota; Metazoa; Chordata; Lepidosauria; Squamata; Viperidae. The transcript is spliced from 3 exons. Gene Ontology annotation, biological process: innate immune response. Gene Ontology annotation, molecular function: complement component C1q complex binding.